AUGUUACAAUUUGAGCUUUGCCCAGAGACGGAAGGCGUGGUUCGUUCUCCGAAGGGAGCAUCAUUAAAAGGCCGGAAGCAUUCCCGGAGGGAGCAUCGAUCAGAGGAGGGAAGCAUUAUCCAUAGGGAGCUUCACUCAGAGGCGAUAAACAUUCUCGAGAGGGAGCAUUGCUCGGAGGAGGGAUGCAUUUCCCAUAAGGAGCAUCACUCAGAGGCGGAAAACAUUCCCGAGAGGGAGCAUCACUUAGAUGCGGGAAGCAUUCCCGAGAUGGAGCAUCGCUCGGAGGGUGUGAAUCAUUCCCCAGAGGGUGUAUCGCUCGGACGUGGAAAGCAUUCCUCACAGGGAGCAUUGCUCUGA
Molecule: messenger RNA, 357 nt
Organism: Linum trigynum
Lineage: Eukaryota; Viridiplantae; Streptophyta; Magnoliopsida; Malpighiales; Linaceae
Source: the annotation of a GenBank genome assembly